Molecule: messenger RNA, 1051 nt
Organism: Cloeon dipterum
Lineage: Eukaryota; Metazoa; Arthropoda; Insecta; Ephemeroptera; Baetidae
Product: 46 kDa FK506-binding nuclear protein-like
Exons: 6
Coding region: 152-904 (250 amino acids)
Source: RefSeq, a predicted model, not a curated record
ACAGGCGAACAGGCUGCAUUUUCCUUCGUCUAAUUUAUUCCUGCUUAUUUUAAUUUAAGCAAGACAGCAAGUGUGCCGUUGAAAAUUCUUUCCUGAGCUUUAGCUUCAAUUAGUGCUUCCAUUCCUACCGUUUAAUUAGCCAUAAUCAACUAUGUUUUGGGGACUGACUUUGGAGAGAGGCAAGAAGUAUGUGCAGAAGGUGCGCUACUCUUUUCACAUUUCCAUGGCUGCGUUGGACUUGCGAGUUCCAUCAAGUCAGGAAGUGACCGUCAUCUUGUUGGUGGGAGAAAGUGAGUUUGUGCUUUGCAACCUGCAGGCGAAGCAUCACGUCCUGCAGCAGCAGCUUGACCUGAACUUCCUGAGAGGCCAGGAAAUUGUGUUUUCUCUGUGUGGAUAUGGCAAGGUCACCCUGUCCGGUUUCUUCGUGCCGAGCGAUUUUGAGGAGAGUGAAGAGGAGGACGAGGAGGAUGAGGAAGCGCCUCAAUUGAUGCCCAUUGCUGACAAGAAGAAGAAGAAAAAGCUGAAAACUCUGCCACUAAUCUUGGACAGCGAUGACAAAGACGAGGAUGAGUCUGAUGACAUGGCAGAAGACAGUGACAGCGUUGAAAGUGAGGAAGAUUCCGAGUUAGAGGAGGAAGAAGACUCUGAUGAGUAUGUCAGGAAGGAGAGCGAUGACGAUGAACUGGACUCGGACGGAGAUGAUAGUGAAGAAUCAGACGUGGAGGUCCCACAGCCUGCAAAGAAGAAAUUGCAAACCCCUCAGAAACAGGUCAAGCUUCCCAAGGCUCAGGAGCAGAAAACUCCAAACAAAGCAAGAAAUGGUGCCGCGACUCCGAAGGUGCAUCACUCUGGCAAGAGAGAGAAACAGGCUCCCAAAGGUAGGGGAAGAAAUGUUUUUAAGUAGAUCUGGCCCUCAAGUAGAAGAAAGUUUCAUUACAUCAAAAUCUCCACACCUGCCAGCUUGACUAUUUAUUUGUUUUAAUUUUUGACUGCAUUUACUAUGAUUAUAUUUCUGUCAAAUAUCAAAUAAAAGGAAGCCAUCAGACAUAAA